Molecule: messenger RNA, 576 nt
Organism: Microthlaspi erraticum
Lineage: Eukaryota; Viridiplantae; Streptophyta; Magnoliopsida; Brassicales; Brassicaceae
Source: the annotation of a GenBank genome assembly
AUGACGCUUUACUUCGAAAAUCCUGAUCAUCAAGGUCACCAAGUUGGCCCUGAUGAUCCUCAGAUCACAGAAGCUGUAGUGAACAUCGAUAGGUUAAUAGGAAGAAUCAUCGAUGGGUUAGAGAAAAGAGAGAAAGUCGUUGUUCUUGAUGAUUUAGCUUCUUGGAUCGAAAUCCCUAGCAGCUGGGUUCAGUAUUACACUCCGUUGCUAGCGAUUAAACCGCCUUCGAAUGGAAACGCAGCGGAUAUGCUGCAUUAUGUGGAGAAUGAUCGGAUCCCUCCUAUUAUAGGAUUGGUCGAUGAGGGUUUUAAAGUGGAGCAGAAGAAGAGUGAAGCCAAAGAAUGUGGUGGAGCUCAUGGGUACGACAAUGCCUUCUUCUCGAUGAGAACUAUAUUUAUAGGGCAUGGUCCGAUGUUCUUGGAGGGAAAGAAAGUGGCUUCUUUUGAGAAUGUUGAGAUAUACAAUGUGAUCAGUUUGAUUCUAGGGCUUAAGGCUGCUCCUAACAAUGCGUUCCGGUACCCACAAAACGUAAGAACAGAUUGUCUCGAAAAAAUAACAAAUUCUGCAGUCUAUUAA